This is a messenger RNA of Propithecus coquereli (Coquerel's sifaka), 1476 nucleotides long. It is a transcript of the gene SRFBP1, whose product is annotated as serum response factor binding protein 1. The record is from RefSeq and is a predicted model, not a curated record. Bases 67 to 1356 code for a protein of 429 amino acids. The transcript has 8 exons. NCBI's taxonomy places the organism in Eukaryota, Metazoa, Chordata, Mammalia, Primates, Indriidae. Gene Ontology annotation, biological process: maturation of SSU-rRNA. Gene Ontology annotation, cellular component: nucleus; 90S preribosome.
ACGACGCAGCCGCGGUGUGACAGAGUUCACGUGCCGGCACCCGUGGGUCCUAUUCCUUGAUCUGCCAUGGCCCCGCCCGGAAGUCUGAACCUCAAUAACGAGGUUGUGAAGAUGAGAAAAGAAGUGAAGAGAAUCCGAGUUUUGGUUAUCCGAAAACUUGUCAGAAGUGUUAGCAGACUGAAGUCAAAAAAGGGUACUGAAGAUGCACUGUUAAAAAACCAAAGACGGGCCCAACGAUUACUUGAAGAAAUCCAUGCAAUGAAGGAAUUAAAACCUGAUCUAGUGACUAAAUCCGCUCUUGGUGAUGAUAUCAACUUUGAAAAAAUCUGUAAAAAGCCAGAUUCUACUGCAACUGAAAGAGCAAUUGCCAGACUAGCAGUACACCCUCUUCUGAAGAAAAAAAUAGACGUGCUAAAAGCUGCUGUCCAAGCCUUUAAAGAUGCAAGACAAUAUGUUACUGAAGUGGAUUCAUCAAAGAAUGCUUCAGAAGAAAAUCACUCUAAGGACACUUUGUGUUCAAAUGAUGAUGCAAGUAAGUUACAGCAUCAAGGAACUAUUAUCAAUGAGCAAAAAGUGAAAGAAGUCAAAAUCCUGGCAAGGAAACCAAUAAAUAAUUCAAAGCAAAAAAUGGCCAAGAUGAAAAAUGAACCAAAAGCAGUGAACAUUCCAAAUUCUCCAUCAAAGCUUUCAGGAAAGGAUUCUAUAGUUCCCUCUGAACCCCAGAAGAUAGCUGCUUACCCAAAAAUGAAAACACCAGGUCAAACCAAAGAACAGAAAAGAUCUGAUAGCUUGCUUUGUGGUAACAGUGAUGAUGAAGAAGAAUUAUCUGAAGAGGAGAAGGAGUAUUUUGAUGAUAGCACAGAAGAAAGAUUUUACAAACAGUCUUCCAUGUCUGAGGAUAGUGAUAGUGGUGACGAUUUCUUCAUUGGAAAAGUCAGGCGAACACGAAAGAAGGAAAGUAGUUGUUAUUCUUCAGAUAAGGAACAAAAACCCCUUCAAAAAGUGUUACCCAAAGAAGAUACACAUGAAACUCGUUGGGAUAUAAAAAAUGACAAAAACAAGCCAAGUACGGAAGCCAGGAGGUUAGAAUCAGUGUUUUUCCACUCUUUAUCUGGAUCUAAAGACUCUAGAAGAAAUUACAGAGAACAGGCUCCAAAAAGCAAAACCCUAGAUUUUCCACAAAAUGAACCUCAAAUCAAGAAUUCACUUAAUAAGAAUGCACAAAGAGGACUUAAAAAUACAAAACAGCCAUUGCAACAGCCUCUUCAUCCUUCGUGGGAAGCAAGCAGAAGGCGAAAAGAGCAGCAGUCUAAAAUCGCUGUGUUUCAGGGGAAAAAAAUUACAUUUGAUGAUUGAUUAGUAUCUCUUUUUGUGAAAUUCUUCAACUAAAACUUAUUUUUCGUUUUCUUUUUUAAUGAGUCUAUUAUUUAAAUUUGUGUUUGAAUAAGUUUCUUUAGAGGGGUUAUAGAAUAUUUG